CGCCGGGCAAGGACAGGAGCAGUCUCUCACAACAGAGGCAUCAAGAAACGCUCGAGCAACGCAAAGCAUUUUUAUUCAGUUCCCUUGCAUGCCCUCCUGACCGGGACAAGCUCGCCGUGCACUCUUCUUCUUCGUCUCCGUGGGGGGGUAUAAUAAGUUGUGAGAGCCGGGCAGCCAUGUCGUCGAACACGGUGUCGUCGGCGCUGUCGUCUUUCCUGUACUGCUGCUUCCAUCCAGGCGGCGGCGGGCAUCACCACCGCGCCGGAGCCUACUACCACAGCAGCCACCCGACGAGCGCCAACACCUUGUACUACAACGACGGCGUGCUCUCCGGCCGCAGGAUGGGCCGCAGCAGGCCGCUCUCCUUGCAGACGGUGGAGCUGAAGGUGCGGAUGUGCUGCGCGGGUUGCGAGCGCGUGGUGCGGCACGCGGUGACGAGGCUGCGGGGCGUGGACAGCGUGGAGGUGGAGGUGGAGAUGGAGAAGGUGACUGUGACGGGGUACGUGGACAGGCACCGGGUGCUCAAGGAGGUGCGGCGGGCCGGGAAGAAGGCCGAGUUCUGGCCCAACCCGGACCAGCCGCUCCGGUUCACCACCGCCAAGGACUACUUCCGCGACGAGGAGUCCUUCCGCCAGAGCUACAACUACUACCGCCACGGCUACAACGGCGACAAGCACGGCCACCUCCCCGAGCCGCAGCGCGGGUCCGACCCCGUCAGCAAUAUGUUCAACGACGACGACGUCAACGCCUGCUCCAUCAUGUGAUGAUGAUACUAUGAUUCAUGGUCAUGGAGCGUGAUGUAAUGGACCGUUAAUUUGUGUGUUAAGUAUUGGUGCUUAAUUCAGUAAAGCUCGCAGCAAAGGUCGUCUCUGAA
Messenger RNA from Brachypodium distachyon (stiff brome), 874 nucleotides. Its product is annotated as heavy metal-associated isoprenylated plant protein 44. Gene Ontology annotation, molecular function: metal ion binding. The transcript is spliced from 2 exons. Lineage: Eukaryota; Viridiplantae; Streptophyta; Magnoliopsida; Poales; Poaceae. The coding region runs from base 177 to 764 and encodes 195 amino acids. The record is from RefSeq and is a predicted model, not a curated record.